Messenger RNA from Nicotiana tabacum (common tobacco), 1542 nucleotides. Lineage: Eukaryota; Viridiplantae; Streptophyta; Magnoliopsida; Solanales; Solanaceae. The record is from RefSeq and is a predicted model, not a curated record.
AAGUAAAUAGAGAACCUCCGAGUGGCCCCACCACAAGAUGGCGGGACCCAGUUAUCUUUAAAAUCUUGUCACUUUAUCCAAUAAAGCGACAACUGCAACCGAAUUCAACCUCUCACUAGUACUACGUACUAAAACUGCUGAUUCAAUCAUUAUUUUCUCCGAAUCCAUUGUAUCACUGGAGAAGAUUAAGGUUGUUCUAGGGUUUCUUGUUCUUCAAUGGUGGAAAUAGGGAAGAUAGUGUUGGAUACAGGAUGGUUAGCUGCUCGAUCAACAGAUGUAGAAAUCAAUGGAGUAGAGUUGACUACUACUCACCCUCCUACUCAACCUGAAUCUCCUUGGAUGGAAGCUGUUGUUCCCGGAACUGUUUUGGGAACUCUGGUAAAGAACAAGCUUGUUCCUGAUCCUUUCUAUGGGCUGGAGAAUGAAUCAAUUAUUGAUAUUGCUGAUUCGGGGAGGGAACACUAUACUUUCUGGUUUUUCACCACAUUUGACUGUAAGCCGUCAAAUAAUCAACACGUGGAUCUUAAUUUUCGGGCUAUUAACUAUUCUGCUGAAGUCUAUCUGAAUGGGCACAAGGAGGUGCUCCCAAAGGGAAUGUUUAGGAGGCAUUCUAUUGAUAUUACUGGCAUUCUGCAUCCGGAUGGUCAGAAUCUGCUGGCUGUGCUUGUUUACCCUCCUGAUCAUCCAGGGCGAAUUCCUCCUCAGGGUGGUCAAGGUGGCGAUCACGAGAUUGGGAAAGAUGUUGCUGCACAAUAUGUCGAAGGUUGGGAUUGGAUGACUCCAAUAAGGGAUAGGAACACUGGCAUCUGGGAUGAGGUUUCCACUACUGUUACAGGGCCAGUGAAAAUAAUAGAUCCCCACUUGGCCUCAACGUUUUUUGAUGGCUACAAGAGGGUAUAUUUACACUCUACGAUAGAGUUGGUCAACAAAAGUGCCUGGGUAGCUGACUGUUCGCUGAACAUCCAAGUGUCAACUGAACUUGAAGAAAAUACUUUCUUAAUUGAGCAUCUUGAGACACAACAUGUGUCUAUCUCUCCAGGUGCCAGCAUUCAUUAUACAUUUCCUCAGCUUUAUUUCUACAAACCCAAUUUAUGGUGGCCUAACGGAAUGGGAAAGCAACAUCUUUACAAUGUUGAUAUUACUGUUGAUGUGCAAGGUUAUGGAGAGUCGGAUACAUGGAGUCACCAUUUUGGAUUUCGCAAAAUUGAGAGUCAUAUAGAUAGUGCUACAGGUGGAAGGUUGUUUAAGGUAAAUGGACAACCAAUAUUCAUCCGUGGGGGUAAUUGGAUCCUCUCAGAUGGAUUAUUGCGGCUUUCAAAGGAAAGAUACAAGACAGAUAUCAGAUUCCAUGCUGAUAUGAACUUCAACAUGAUGCGUUGUUGGGGUGGGGGACUGGCUGAGAGACCUGAGUUUUAUCAUUAUUGUGACUUAUAUGGUCUACUGAACCAGAUGCCAUUGUUUUAAGGAUUACGUUAUUGAUGCGAAGGUAAUCACUGUAAAGUGUAUACUGGUGGUAUAUAAAAGGUAGAAAAUCUAGACAAG